Orbilia oligospora ATCC 24927 is the source of this 2427-nucleotide messenger RNA. RefSeq lists its product as uncharacterized. Lineage: Eukaryota; Fungi; Ascomycota; Orbiliomycetes; Orbiliales; Orbiliaceae. Bases 1 to 2427 code for a protein of 808 amino acids. The record is from RefSeq and is a predicted model, not a curated record. Gene Ontology annotation, molecular function: GTPase activator activity. Gene Ontology annotation, biological process: activation of GTPase activity. The transcript is spliced from 4 exons.
AUGCCUGAAGAAUUUACUCCACCGGCCUCUCCUACGGCGUCUUUCUAUGACUUAUCCGAAGAUGACGAGGAUUACAGCACAAUUACCCAUACUUCCACCGGCAGAGGCGUCAUACUCCUAUACACUAAAAGCAAAGUUUACGUGCAUCCUACUCCAUCGGCCAAAGAUAAUAUUCCCGGCUUCAUAGCCCUAAUCCAACAGAAGCCACCUACCGGCGAAACCCCAUCAACUGCAUCUUCCCCAGUUGUAAAUCCAGCCAACCUCCUCCUAGCCUGGCUGCCUGAAUCAGCUCUCGGUUCAGCUUACGAUACUUAUGUCAAAGUUGAUUUACUCGAUACUUCCGCUCCACCGAAACAAACUUACCUCGUUCCACCUCCUCCAAUUUCCACUGGGAACUCUUCGUUAGGGUCAUAUUCAUUCUCCGUCCCCGUUUCCCAAAUCUACUCUCUUCUCGUUAGACCUCCAAGUCUUGGUUGGUGGUGGGGUAGCAUUGUUAUCAAUUCUCGAAGCGGUGACUCCUUCCCUGCGUUAUUCUUCCAUGAUUCGGAAUGCGCGUCUACAAUUGCCCAAUCGAAAGCUAGGACGCAAAGGAACUUUGACCCAUUCGGCGAAAACGGAGAGUUAUUCUGGGGUGGAGACGAAGUCUUAAGAUGGCUGAAACGAUUCGUCAAGGUUGAGAGAAGUCAGGUGGAAAGAACCGUAUACCUUAUCGACCCUACUAAGGACGAUCUGUUAUCUUUCGGCCAAAAACCUGUUAUAGACUCUACAGCUGGGAGAGACAGAGCGGUGGCAACGGCAAGUGGAAGUACUGAUAUCGCUGCUGCGGUCAUGGACCCAUUCACAAAAGCGAUUAAAUCUGCACGAUGGACCCUCUUAGAGCAAUUUGCCAAAGUCACACAGUUCUCCCGACAGACAGCGAGUAAUAUUAUCGAUAACCCGAGUUUACCGCCGCAAGUCAGGAAACUCUUGAAGAACCCUGAUGUCAUCAGCUUACAAGAUGACUUUGACUCUGCCAGGUUAUACCUUGCGCGAUGGGCAAUGGGUAUAGCAGAGCAGAGCGAGAAGGAGCGUGCGAAGAUCGUUUGGAAGAGGGAGGAUAUUAUGGAGAUGGAGGAUAGUGCCGUUGGGGAAUUCGAAAUAUUGGAUAUUGAAGCUGGUAACAUCAGGGGAGAUGGCGAUAGGAGACGCGUUGUGGAAAUGGAUGAGUGGAGCUCAUGGUGGAAUAAAACUUCGGGUAGACUUGAAAUCACAGUUGAUGAAGUAAAGGAGAGAAUAUUCCACGGUGGAUGUGAUGCAGCGGUGAGAAAAGAGGCGUGGCUGUUCCUACUAGAGGUAUACCCUUGGGAUAGCACGAAGGACGAGAGGGCGGCUUUAAUGAAUAGCCGGAGGGACGAAUAUGUGAGACUAAAGGGCAAGUGGUGGGAUGAUCUCACGAGGCGGGAGGGCCAGGGUGAAGCUGGCGAGUACUGGAGAGACCAGAAGAACCGGAUAGAAAAGGAUGUCCAUAGAACCGACCGCAAUAUCCCAAUCUUUGCCGGCGAGGAUACCCCUCAUCCUGACCCCGAUUCGCAGUAUUCAACAAUUGGCACCAAUGUCCAUCUCGAGCAGAUGAAGGACAUGCUUCUAACCUACAACGAGUACAACACUACCCUCGGCUAUGUUCAAGGGAUGUCGGAUCUCCUCGCCCCCAUCUACGCCGUCUUUCAAGACGAUGCGGUCGCAUUCUGGGCGUUCGUCGGUUUCAUGGAGCGAAUGGAACGAAACUUCUUGAGAGACCAAAGCGGUAUGAGGGCGCAGCUAGUAACACUGGAUCAGCUAGUUAUGCUCAUGGACCCCGUGUUGUGGAAACAUUUGGAGAAAGCUGAAAGCACAAAUUUCUUCUUCUUCUUUAGAAUGAUUCUUGUGUGGUAUAAGAGAGAGUUCGAAUGGAAUGAUGUGCUGAGGUUAUGGGAAAGCAUGUGGACAAAUUAUUUAAGCGGGCAGUUUCACUUGUUCGUUACGUUGGCGGUGUUGGAGAGACACCGGGCGGUUAUUAUGGAUCAUUUGCAACAUUUUGACGAGGUCCUGAAAUACAUCAACGAACUUUCGGGGACAAUUGAGUUGAAUUCAACGCUUAUACGAGCCGAGGCCUUGUUCUAUAAAUUCCAGAGAACGGUCGAGGCUUCGGAUCGAAGAAAUGGGUUCCCAAGUCCUGGUACCGCAACUCCGAUGGUUAGGUUGACACACCGGAGGACUACCAGCUCAGCCCCCUCCGCAUCAUCUGAGAACUCUGCGAGCGCUUCGAAAGGUAAAGCAGUAGCGGAUAAAGAUGGGCCUGAGAUUACAGAACCGUUGAGGGCUUUGUUAAGUAGGAAUAUUGUGAGGGUUGAGAAAAAGGAGCCGGCGGAAGAUGAAGCUGGAAAAGGGAAAACACCGGUUAGAGAGUAA